Messenger RNA from Eurypyga helias (sunbittern), 612 nucleotides. Its product is annotated as protein FAM76A-like. The transcript has 4 exons. The annotation marks the transcript as partial. The record is from RefSeq and is a predicted model, not a curated record. Lineage: Eukaryota; Metazoa; Chordata; Aves; Eurypygiformes; Eurypygidae.
ACUGCAAGUCAUUCAGGUUCUGACACACAAUUUCCUCCUUUUUCCAGCCAGAAAACCUUAUCCACCUCUUCUAUUCAGAACGAAAUCCCAAAGAAGAAAGCCAAGUUUGAGGCCAUAUCUGCCAAUGGUGACAGUUUUUCCCCCGACCUCGCCCUGGACUCUCCUGGCACCGACCACUUUGUUAUCAUUGCCCAGCUGAAGGAGGAAGUGGCUACUUUAAAAAAGAUGCUGCACCAGAAAGAUCAGAUGAUUUUGGAGAAGGAGAAGAAGAUCACCGAGCUGAAGGCUGACCUCCAGUACCAGGAGUCGCAGAUGAGGGCAAAGAUGAACCAAAUGGAGAAGACGCACAAGGAGGUCAUGGAGCAGUUACAGGCCAAAAACCGAGAACUCCUGAAGCAAGCAGCUGCCCUGUCGAAGGGCAAAAAGCCUGAGAAGUCAGGAGCCAUAACCUCUCCUUAAAGGCCAACCCCCGCUGCUGGAGCUUUCCCCGGUGUUAGCCGAGACCUGCCCGACCGCUGGAAGCCAAGCUCUCCCUGCUGACUCUUUCCUGCUGCCGUGGCCUCGACCGCCCGGAGCGUGUUGCCUUCCGACAGCGUGCUCGAGCGUUUCCGG